Olea europaea var. sylvestris is the source of this 930-nucleotide messenger RNA. Its product is annotated as dirigent protein 16-like. The transcript is spliced from 2 exons. The record is from RefSeq and is a predicted model, not a curated record. NCBI's taxonomy places the organism in Eukaryota, Viridiplantae, Streptophyta, Magnoliopsida, Lamiales, Oleaceae. The coding region runs from base 62 to 820 and encodes 252 amino acids.
AUAAUAGUAUAAUAUCAAGAAAACAGUAAUCAAAGUGUUUUCUCAUAUACAAGCAUUCAAAAUGUUCAAGAAAUCAUUAGAAAACAUUCUUUUCGCUAUCCUAUUUGCAGCCAUGAAUAUGUGUAUAAUUGUGGCUGCAGUUGAUCCAGCAGCAGCAGCAGGAGAGCCAGUUCUCGAGUUGUACAUGCACGACAUUCUAGGUGGCAGCAACCCAACUGCGCGGCCAAUCACUGGCUUGUUAGGCAACAUCUACAGUGGCCAAGUGCCCUUCGCAAGGCCUCUCGGGUUCACACCCCCAGAAAAUGGUGUAGCCAUACCAAAUGCCAACGGCGCUAUCCCGACUGUAAAUGCCAAUGGCGUACCAUUAGGGACUGGCUUAGCGGGUACAGCUUUUGCCGGUAUCCCCGGUGGCUCAAACAACAAUGGUAACACAAUUAACACUCAGAUAGGCCCUGAUGGCUUGGGUCUUGGCUUUGGCACGAUUACUGUCAUUGAUGAUUUCUUGACCUCCGCACCUGAGUUGGGGUCGCAGCAACUCGGGAAAGCCCAGGGGGUUUAUGUCGCAAGCUCUGCUGAUGGAUCAACUCAGAUGAUGGCAUUUACAGCUGUGAUGGAAGGAGGGGAAUAUGGUGACAGCCUUAACUUUUUUGGAGUGUACAAGAUUGGGAGUACCAUGUCUCGCUUGUCCGUGACAGGAGGUACCGGAAAAUUUAAGAAUGCAUCUGGAUUUGCAGAGUUGCGAUCGCUCAUUCCAGCAGGUCAACAUGUUCUUGAUGGUGUUGAGGCAUUGCUAAGGCUCACAGUUCAUCUUACUUACUGAAGAGUACAUAAUGUUCAAAUCAAACAAGGAAAAAAUUGUGGGUUUGUUUGUAUGAGAAUUCGUGAGUUGAUUUAUAAUUUCUGUGGAUCAAUGUGGCGAAUGCAAAGAAA